Seriola dumerili (greater amberjack) is the source of this 1818-nucleotide messenger RNA. RefSeq names its product transmembrane protein 116 (gene tmem116). Gene Ontology annotation, biological process: adenylate cyclase-activating G protein-coupled receptor signaling pathway. Gene Ontology annotation, cellular component: plasma membrane. Gene Ontology annotation, molecular function: G protein-coupled receptor activity. The transcript is spliced from 11 exons. NCBI's taxonomy places the organism in Eukaryota, Metazoa, Chordata, Actinopteri, Carangiformes, Carangidae. The record is from RefSeq and is a predicted model, not a curated record. Bases 41 to 1135 code for a protein of 364 amino acids.
UGCUCCUCUCCUCCACUCAGACUUCAGGCUCCUCUUCAUCAUGGCGGCUGCUCAGAGACUCCAGGACAUUUUCACCAACAGCUCAGAGACCAACACGACUGGAGCUCAGGACUGGACUGAGGUGUAUGAAGCCGUCAGGUGGAUCCAGCUGGUCAUGGCUCUGCUCAGCGUUCUGGGCUCGGGCUCCAUCAUCGCCUGUGUGAUGUCACAGAGACUCAGCCGCACACCCGAGCUGCAGCCUCUGUUCCUGCUCAGUGUGUCAGACCUGCUGCUUGCUCUCUGCUGGUUGAUCGGAGCCGCUCUCUUCUCUAAACACUGCAACAGCCUGAACGCACACUGUUACAACCUGCACACUGUGGAACAGGUUCUGUACAUGGCCUCCUUCUUCUACACGCUCAACUACAUGUGGAACCUCUACACAGGAAUCAGAGAGAAGUUCUACAGCUGCCAUGAUGGAUACCCUGUACAGUUUUCCAACAGAGUGAGCACAGCUGGUAAAACCACUGCUCUGCUCUCAGGUGUGAUUCCUCUGCUGCUGAUGAUGCCUGUGUUUAUACAAGGGAACAUCAGCCAAUGUCAGGCCAACUUCAGUGAGCCCUACAGGUGUCUGCUGCUGCACACUGGAGCACUGUACCUGACCACAGAGCAACAUCAGCCAGUCACAACCUGCAGCCUGUUGCACACCUACAGCAUCGUCGUCUUCCUCCUCGCCUUCAUCCUCACACUCCUCAGCAUCACGGUGUUCGUGGUGAAAGCCCGGCGUAUUUACAGGCGGGUUGUGACGUCAAACGGUUACCUUGGCAACCAGCAGCGGACCUCCUUCCGUGUGAUGGACCGACGGAUGCUCCUUUACCCACUGGUCUUCAUCCUCUGCUGGGGUCCAGCGGUGGGUCUGGCGUCUCUGCGGGUGGUGAAGCCCUCGGCGUGUCAGGGCAAGGCCGGGGUCGUCUUCUACAUAUCGCAGGCCUUCACCUCGGCCUCUCAGGGUUUCCUCAACUGUCUGGUCUACGGAUGGACGCGUGCACGGCUGCGGCGAGCCGGCAGGACGGCAUUGUCUCGGGACGUGGACACUCAGACGCCUCUGCUGCGAUCGCAGAAAAAGAGAAGCUACCAGGCGCUCCCCAACAUCAGCUGAAAGACAAGAGACACACUGAGGCUGAGUGGGUGUUUUCUCUCAUGUGCAGAAAAGACUCAAGAUGAAAGUCUCAACUUUCACUUUCAGCGGGAGGGAAAACACCGAGGUCGUCUCUGUUCAGAGGACAAAGACUUCCACCUCUGAUCCUGAACCGCUGAGGCGAGAAAAAGGGAACAAGUAGAAGGAGGGGGAGUUUACACCAAGAGGAAGAACGACAAACAAAAAGGAUUUGAAAGAGACAUGGCAGACCUCACAGGUGCUUACUGUUCUGAUCCAGGUCACAUGACCCCUGGUGGUGGGUGGCAUUAUAACAGGUUUGACUUCAAUGAUUUCAGCCCCUCAGCAAACAGAACAAAAUGAUAUUUGAAGGCGUUUUAACCUGUAAAUAAUUAAAAACAUUGAUCAUUAGAAGAAAUUCACUUUAAAGUAUGAAGUUAUUUUCACAGUUUAAACGCACCAGAGAAUAGAACCAGUUCAUUUCCACCUUAAAAAGACCACAAACAUUUUAUAUUAAUAUUGAGAUAAGGGGCCUUGAAUAUGUGACAGGUUCGAUACUCAGCUCUGCCCCCACCUGCAAGUUCAGGAAGUUUGAGACUGAAGUUCAAGAGAAUGAAGAGCUUGAGUUUAAACUUAGGAAGUUGUGUACAAACAUCAUGAAGCUUUUUUUAAGGAACAUUUAUUUG